Messenger RNA from Bipolaris maydis ATCC 48331, 1902 nucleotides. RefSeq lists its product as uncharacterized. The record is from RefSeq and is a predicted model, not a curated record. Gene Ontology annotation, molecular function: protein binding. Lineage: Eukaryota; Fungi; Ascomycota; Dothideomycetes; Pleosporales; Pleosporaceae.
AUGGGAUGCAUAGCCUUCCUGUUUCAGGUGCCCCAUAAACGCAAAGCUCACCAUUCCAUUCACCUCCAGAUUGCACACGAUCCUGUACACCAUUUAACUUUUCACUUGUGUUGCUACUUUGCUAUCAAUAACCCUAUUUAUGCCCGUCUACCUCUAUUCAUGGCAUCCAUCAACGAUUCGCAUGCUGAUUCUGAUACUUACGCGAUGGACAUAGCUGCGCCACGGUUGACUCCGUUCGUACCAGCACAGGCUUCAGCGGUUGGACCUGAACUGAGCAUUAAUCCCUCGAUCCCGAAACGUAUUAGUCGAUCAGAAUGGGCUCAGCAUGAACCAUUUAUUAGAUUCAAUUACCACCGCAUGGAGCUCAAGGAAUUGCGCAAACUCAUACUCAAGGAGCACGGCUUUGUCGCGAGAUGGAACCUUUCCAAGUCAAUCCCGAAGCCUGUCGCGAAAUUCAUGGUGAAGAAGGCACAGCUCCGCCAGAUCGAAGAGGGGAAAAAGACAUCUUUCAGAUACCGUAGACAACCGGUACCAAAUGACAAGAUCAAAAGAUACACGCAGGAGUAUGCUGAUGGCGCCUUGUCUCCAAUCGCAUCGUCGCCUUCCAAUCUGACUUACAAUACUUUGAAGUCGCCGCAUAUGAAACAUUCAAUUCCGGAUAACUAUUCCAAUCGCAACGAUAUGUCAGUAAGGGCAGAAUUCUACAAUGGCCAGGAUGUCGAUGGCUUCCUCACAGUUUCUCGAAAUGCUCAGACCCUCAUCGAGCACGAUGACUAUCCCGGAGCGAAGCUUGCCUUCAUAGAGGCUUUGGAAGGACUGGAAGCCCUCCUAGGCUCUACAAACAAGAUCGUCAUCGACGUUCUACUCCGUUUUGUUGACGUCGCCAUCGAGAACAAGGACCUCGAUGGAGCUAUGGAGCAACUUCGCAAGUCCUACACCCAUCAUCAAGAGCUGCUCGGUGACAAUCACAAGAAGACUUGGCUGAGCUUUAGUCGACUUGGCUUGGUAUACGCCGCAGAGAAAAAGCAUGGCCAAGCGCUAAAGACGUUCACUGCUGCAAGAGAUGGUUUACACGCAGCAUCAGAGACCAGUUCCGAAGACAUGUUCAAUCUUACCCUGGGGUUGAAAUGUCAAAUUGUCGACGCAUGUCGCGAAUUAGGCGACUUUGAGUCUGCUGAAGAGGAGCUGUGUGAUCUGAUCCGCCAAUCUGAAGGGCUAGGUGGCACUUAUCGAGAUCAGAUCGCCUACUUCAAGCACCAACUCGCUCAUCUCUACACCGACAAAAAAUGGCAAGCAGGGAGACAUCCGUUAGGUAGUGCAGAUCCUCCAAGACAUCGAGUAGAGAAACUUCUUCUGGAGGCUGUUCAUGACUACGCUCUCACUUUUAACGAAGGUCCUUUUCAUCUGUGCACAUUAGAACAGUUGCGAAGGUACUAUGAGACCACGGGUGAGUUACACAAGCUAAGCACCCUGGUCAGGGAGAAAAUCGAACCCAUUCUCAGCACGAUCCGAUCGACGGAAGAUGACUGCGCAAAAGUUCACGACGAACUGACGGUGGGAGUCAUAUCUUCGUUGUCGUGGCUUUGCGAGUACGAGAAAGCCGACUGGUGGUUGCAGUGGCGUCAACAACAGAUCGAGAAUGCCAGUUCGGACGGAUACUAUUCUUUGAAGGCACUAUCCAACCUCAUGAUGCAUGCCAGGUCUUAUCUCGAUCGAAGCUUGCCACAGUUCGCGGAACCAUUGCUUGAGAAAGCUCAGCGGAUAGCCAGAAAAAUCCUGCCGCCUGACCAUGAUGUCCACAAAACCAUAGCUGAGACAAUCGCUAAUAAGGCUUGGAUGUAUCGGACAUGCAAUCGCUGUCUUGUGAACCCACCAGGUAACGACGUUGACGACUCGAAAUGA